Molecule: messenger RNA, 484 nt
Organism: Mesitornis unicolor (brown roatelo)
Lineage: Eukaryota; Metazoa; Chordata; Aves; Mesitornithiformes; Mesitornithidae
Product: histone-lysine N-methyltransferase EZH2-like
Exons: 4
Biological process (GO): chromatin remodeling
Molecular function (GO): histone H3K27 methyltransferase activity
Source: RefSeq, a predicted model, not a curated record
AUGGGUCAAACCGGAAAGAAAUCUGAGAAGGGACCAAUUUGUUGGCGAAAACGUGUGAAAUCAGAAUAUAUGAGACUGAGGCAGCUCAAGAGGUUCCGACGUGCGGAUGAAGUAAAGAGUAUGUUUAAUUCUAAUCGUCAGAAGAUACUGGAAAGAACUGAAAUCUUAAAUCAAGAAUGGAAACAACGUAGGAUACAGCCGGUUCACAUCAUGACUUCUGUGAGCUCAUUGCGCGGGACCAGGGAGUGCUCUGUUACCAGUGACAUUGAUUUUCCAAAACAAGUCAUCCCACUGAAGACUCUCAAUGCUGUUGCUUCUGUGCCUAUAAUGUAUUCUUGGUCUCCCCUUCAACAGAAUUUUAUGGUAGAGGAUGAAACUGUUUUACAUAACAUUCCGUAUAUGGGAGAUGAAGUGCUUGACCAGGAUGGUACCUUUAUUGAAGAACUGAUCAAAAACUAUGAUGGGAAAGUGCAUGGAGACAGAG